This is a messenger RNA of Bombus pyrosoma, 2427 nucleotides long. RefSeq names its product probable 39S ribosomal protein L23, mitochondrial. Gene Ontology annotation, cellular component: cilium; ribosome; mitochondrial large ribosomal subunit. Gene Ontology annotation, molecular function: ATP binding; structural constituent of ribosome; tubulin-glutamic acid ligase activity. Gene Ontology annotation, biological process: protein polyglutamylation; microtubule cytoskeleton organization; mitochondrial translation. The coding region runs from base 1619 to 2287 and encodes 222 amino acids. The record is from RefSeq and is a predicted model, not a curated record. NCBI's taxonomy places the organism in Eukaryota, Metazoa, Arthropoda, Insecta, Hymenoptera, Apidae. The transcript is spliced from 8 exons.
CGUAUAUUUGAUAGUCUGGUACGGCAAUAAAUGAAGUCUAAUGUUAACCAAAUUAAUCUGUAUUUUCCAUUUUUUAUUCUUACAUCUAUUACUAUAUCUUGAUAUAAAUAGUUGGUGAUUACAUCAGAAAUAAUUGAAAUAAAUACUCAAAAUAAAUACAGAUACGAUUCAAUAUUCGCUCAACAUAAAACCAUAAGAUUUACAUUGGGGACAUUGUGGAAUGUCAAACAAAAAAACUACCUGUAAGAAAGGAUUAAAUAAUUAGAAGAAAUCAACUAAUAAUUACAAAGGGUAAAAUGAAAAUUUAGAUAGAAAGACUAGGUGCAAAUGAUUUCUUCUGCUUUGUACUUUGUUUAAAAGUAUGAUAUAUCAAAGACAACAUACCUGUGGAUGAAUUGGACAAAAAUAACGUACUCUGCCCUUUGUCCAGUAACCACAAACAUUACAUAGCACGACAGUGUAUGGUCUAUGGCAAAGGCACCUAUCCGCAGGGAUUAUUCUGUAAUAAAAACGGUCAAACUUUUGAAAAUUAUGAUCGAUUUAAGAUUGAGAGUAUAUUGUAACGCAAGUAGACAUGGCGAGAAGGUAAAACGAUAAUCGACCCAUUGAUCGAUUUAAUUAGAAGUUUACAUAUAUAGAGACGUUAUUAAUCCCAAUAUGGUACAAUGUCUCCGAGGUUCGAUGUGAUUUUUCAUGCGUUUACUUGUUUAAGGAAUUUUGGAAAAAAUCAUUCAAAUACUUUAAGGUAUCUACUUUAAGAUCCUGAAAUUAGAUAUUCAAAAAGAAAGUUAAAGAAGCUUUCAGUAAGUUUUUCAACGAUACUUAUAAAUGGCGGUAACCUUUACAUUUUAAUUCGAUGAUUUUUGUAAAUUGGUUAACAACAAUAAUCUAUACAACAGCGUAAUAUUUCUUUUCAUCUUUUUUAUGUGAACGGCAUUGUCUUUUUAUAAUUUAAUCGCUUCCUAUUUUGUAAGUUGUCGAAUAUUUAAGACGUAAUAUUUUACAGAUAUUUUUAUUGUUUUUCAAAGAGAUAUACAGGUACGGAGUAAUCGAUUAACCAUUUCUGAGGUUAUGAGAAUCAUUUGUAAACGUUUCAAAAAUUGUCUUCUCUUUAUCCGUUCAUUGUUCAAAUUCAAAUUAUGUUAAAUAUAGCAUUACCAAACAGAGUCAAUUUAUUAUAUUCUUCUUGUAAAAAUAUUUCUUAUAUAUUUGUGUGCUGCUUAUAUCUUUUACUGUUCGAAAUCAAAAAGAUCUCAGUGUGCCAUUGCUGUCGAUGCUUGCGAUUAUAUGUAAAUAAUAUAAUUAAUAUUAAUGCGAGCUAUGAUCAAAUAAUAUUAACAAUGCAUGCUCUAAAAUAUUUGAAUUUUAAAUAAGCGUGAAGGAAUUAUGUUACGAAGAAUUAUGUUAAGAAGAAAAUAGAGUACAAGUAGUAAUAUACCGUAAAUUAAAUGUGAAAGAGUAACCGUAUCUGACCGUAAGCAUAAAGCGUAUCUGACUCAAAUUUUAUUCCGGAUUCAUUUUUAUCGCUUGUUUAUCACAUUCCUGAUGCGCGGGGGCUGGAUGCAUUCAAAAUUCGCGUAUCCACGGUGAAUCGAUCUAACUUUUCUCAUCGAAAACCAUGGCGUCCGGUACAAUAGCUGAAAAUAAACGUGUCACAAAUUUAAGCAUAUCUAACAAUCACGGCAGAAAAGUUCUAAACAUUUACAGAGUAUCGGCAAGUGGAGCAGAAAAAACGAAAGUGACGUUUUGCACGGACGUGGAUAAAUCUGUAAUAGUACAUAAUUUCGAGAAGAGGGGAUGGGUUCAAGUCGGUCCGGAGGAUGACUGGAAUUUUUAUUGGGCAGUCACGCAAUCGUGCAGGAAUAUAUUCAGUGUAGAAACAGGAUACAGGAUGGACGACAAACAAAUAAUUAAUCAUUUCCCGAAUCAUUACGAAUUAACUCGAAAAGACUUGUUGGUGAAAAAUAUAAAACGCUACCGGAAAGAAUUGGAGCGCGAGGGAAAUCCUUUAGCGGAAAGGGGAGAUGGCCCGGGAAAAUACCUUUAUCUCGAUUUCAUACCUAUCACAUUUGUUUUACCGGCAGACUACAAUAUGUUCGUGGAGGAGUACCGAAAAUCACCACAAAGCACGUGGAUUAUGAAACCGUGCGGCAAAUCACAAGGCGCUGGAAUAUUUCUAAUCAAUAAAUUAAGUAAACUGAAGAAGUGGUCUCGAGAAGCAAAAAACCCAUUCAAUCCAAAUUUAGCGAAAGAAUCGUAUGUAAUAUCCAGGAGGAAAAAAGUUUGAUCUCAGGCUAUACGUUCUUAUUACGUCUUUUCGACCAUUAAAAGCAUAUCUCUUCAAGCUAGGAUUUUGUCGAUUUUGUACAGUCAAGUACGACACUAGCAUUCAAGAAUUAGACAAUAUGUAUGUUCAUCUCACGAACG